UAAUGCCGCGCCAUUAACUCGAGACUCAGACCCGUUCCAAACCUACCGGCCGGCAUCACUUCCCGUCGCCGUCAAAUGUGCGUUGCCCCCCGGACUUCCUCCCUCCAGUCCAGUCGUCUCCCGCCACCGCCUCGUCGUCCCGCACCUUCUUAACCAACAUAGCCAUCGCUAGUCCCCAGCGCACUCAGAGGCCUCCGGCACCCCGAGCUUGCGCGCGGAUGGGUUGCCUGCCACGCCGGCCGGAGCCGGCGGCCAUCGACAUCACGUGGGUAUCGUGCAGGGGCGUCAGGUCGUCGCUCCCGUUCCACACGCCCUGCCUCUACGCGUCCGUCUGCGUGACGCCGUCGUCCGCCGGCAAGAACGUCCGUCGCCGCCGCGUCAAGACCCCCACCGACCGCGCCGGCGGCGAGAACCCCGAGUGGGACGAGCGCCUGCGGCUCCACCUUCCGGACGACGCCUCCUCGGAGCAGGAAGCCGCGGGAAACAAGAAGGACAGGGGUGUUGUUGACCGUGACGACGGCGUCCUUCUCGUGCGGUUCGAGCUCAAGGCCGAGGUGGCCGUCCUCGGGGACGUGCUCGCCGCGUCGGCCGUCGUGCCGCUCUCCGACCUCGUCGAUGACGGCAGGACGCGCCGCGUGUCGUACCAGCUGGCCGCGUCCGCGGACGGCAGGCAGCACAACGGCGUCAUCUCCUUCUCGUACGCCUUCCACCACGGAAGCACCAUCGACGACGACCAAGAGGACCACAGUAGCGACGGCGAGCCUGUAUCGCCCGCUAGCCCAGCCCCUCCCCCGCCGCCGCCUCAUCAGUCAACGGUGUCGUCCUCCGGGAUGUACCCGGUGAUGGACUGGGGGCCACUGGAGCAGCUCGCGGUUUACCCGCCGCAGCUGAACGCCGACACGGUCACGUGCUCAAGCUCACCGGAGCCGAUUGCGGUCUACCCGCCGUUGCAGGAGACGUCAAGCCGUGGAAUUUAUCCGAUGCUGGGGGAGCCGGAAAGCAGUUUGUACCCCACAGUAGACUUUGCUCCGGUGAGCUGUUACACGCCGACGACGGCGCCGUACUACUACGGUGGUGGUUUGUACGGUUGAAACUCUAUGUUGUGAACCCUGAUUUUCGAGCGUUUCGUUGGAUCGGUGUGCCGACCUUCCGCCUCGACAGAGGCUGCCGGCAGCCGGCAGCUUGUACCUUUUUCUGUAAAGUUCACAUGGUGAUGCCGCCAUGCUAGCAUCCUUCGCCGGGCCGCCAUUGAUGCCGGGCUUGUGCUGUGCGUGGUAUUGGAUAUGUUUCAGCCGACCAAAUUCGUCUGUAUGUACAUGAAGUUUGUGUAUGUUAUCACAUUAUAGAUAAAUUAAGGGCACCGUUGAUUCAGCAGGAA
Messenger RNA from Hordeum vulgare subsp. vulgare (domesticated barley), 1378 nucleotides. RefSeq lists its product as uncharacterized. The coding region runs from base 219 to 1091 and encodes 290 amino acids. The record is from RefSeq and is a predicted model, not a curated record. The transcript has a single exon. Lineage: Eukaryota; Viridiplantae; Streptophyta; Magnoliopsida; Poales; Poaceae.